This is a messenger RNA of Humulus lupulus (European hop), 2618 nucleotides long. Its product is annotated as U-box domain-containing protein 31-like. Lineage: Eukaryota; Viridiplantae; Streptophyta; Magnoliopsida; Rosales; Cannabaceae. The transcript has a single exon. The record is from RefSeq and is a predicted model, not a curated record. Gene Ontology annotation, biological process: protein ubiquitination. Gene Ontology annotation, molecular function: ubiquitin protein ligase activity. The coding region runs from base 985 to 2352 and encodes 455 amino acids.
CGUGCGGUGCACGGUCGUCAAGAGUUUGAACUUUGAACCCCUUGAAUUGAAUCCCACCACCGGUUGUAGCCUGUUACUACCAGUAGUCUUUCUACUUUUCCCGAGAAAAUUUGGAAAAAUGAAGGAAGAAUUUUUAUAAACAAUUUCUCUAGAGUUUUCGUCACUCGUCCCCACAAGAAGACCAGCAGUGAGGGGAGUCAGGAGAACUCUUCAGAAGAUAGAUAUAGCUUUCUUCUUACAAUCUCUCUCUACAAACUUCGUCUCGUUUCAGUUCCAAACUUUUAAUUUUUUUCAUAUUCUUUUGUGUCUUCUUUCGAAUACUUGUAUAUCAAUUUUUGAAUAAAGACCAAAUAUUGAGAGUUGGGCAACUGGGCAUUACUGUUUAUCAAUAAGUAUUAUUAUUGGUUUGCUUCUCAACUUUUCAUUUUUUUUUUCCUUAUCACGUUUGAUUGUGUCUUUUUCUCCAGCUUCUUUUUUCCUGAUCUAGGUUUAUUACUUUAUUAUGAUGUCCAACUUUUUUUGAGCUUGAAGAGGAAGUGAUAGCUUUGGUAUUAGUGAAGAAGAUUACAACUCCAUCAUAUCCUAGAUUUGAUGAAGAAGAAUGUGGUAGUAGUAGUGGGAGUAGUGGCAGUGUAGAAGGUGGGCCUUUUUUGACCAGAGAAAGAAAUCAGUGAGCUAAAUAAAAAAAAAGCAAACAACGAAGGUAUCCUUAAUGGUCUUUGGUGCUCGUAAUUGUCAAUGAGAAGCAUUAUAGCCAAAGAAAGCCAGAGAGGAAAAAGAAACUCUUCUAUGUAUUUUUUUCCCUUUUAACUUUACCACACGUUUCUUGUCCCUGUGGAUGUGACUCGACAAAGAUGGGACUUCAAGGGCAAUUCUUGCUGUGUCUUCUCAUGUUGGAUAUUUGAAGGCCGUUCUUUUACUUAAUAAUUUUUACACUCUUCUAGUGUUUCUUUCGCUAAAUCUUUCAAAAGGGUAUCCAAAAAAAUGCCGAUUUACCAGCCACCUACUCGGAGAAGAGGUGGGGAUUUGAAGCUCGAUGUGGCGGUGGCGGAAGGUGGGCAAAUUCUAGAUCUGGAAACUGCUGUCAAAGAUGGGAUUUUGGGCGGGGGUGUGGGCGGUGGACUAGUGUUUACCGGCUGCACUGAAAAGUGGGAUCUGGCAAAGAUGAUUGCAGAGCUUGAGUCCAUUGAGGUGGUUCCUUAUGUGUUCAUUUGUCCAAUCUCGUUGGAGACAAUGCAAGAUCCUGUGACCCUUUGUACUGGCCAGACCUACGAGAGAGCCAACAUUGUCAAAUGGUUCUCUUUUGGUCAUUAUACUUGUCCCACUACGAUGCAAGAGCUUUGGGACGAGUCAGUCACACCCAACAAGACCCUUCACCAGCUAAUUCACAGCUGGUUUUCGCAGAGGUACUUGGCCAUGAAGAAGAGGUCGGAAGAUGUUCAAGGAAGAGCUUUGGAGCUCUUGGAGACGCUCAAGAAAGUCAAGGGUCAACCUCGAGUUCAAGCUCUGAAGCAGCUCAGACAGGUCGUGACCACUCACGGCUCCGCUAAGAAAACGAUGGUUGACAAUGGUGGGGCCGCUUUGAUCUCUUCUCUUCUGGGUCCUUUCACUUCGCACGCAGUUGGGUCGGAAGCCAUUGGCAUUCUCGUGAACUUGGAUCUCAGCUCGGAUUCGAAGGUGAAUCUCAUGCAACCGGCUAAGAUAUCUUUAAUGGUGGACAUGUUGAAUGAGGGGUCUAUAGAGACCAAGAUCAAUUGUGCGAAAUUGAUCGAAAUAUUGAUACAGGGCAAGGAUUUUGAUUCCGAGAUGGUUUCAAGUUUGAGUCUUGUGGUUGGAUUAUUAAGGCUAGUUAAGGAUAAGAGACACCCUGAUGGGAUUUUGCCAGCUCUUUCUUUAUUGAAUACCAUGUGCUCGUAUAAAUGCAUUAAGAACUCAGCUGUGAGCGUUAGUGCAGUUCCUCAAUUGGUUGAGGUUUUGCCUAGCUUGAACAAUGAAUGCUUGGAGUUUUGCCUCUGCGUUUUGGAAAAUUUGUCGACAAUUCCAGAAGGAAGAUUGGCUUUGAAAGAUUGUCCCAGCACAAUUCCGAAGCUGGUUAGAUUACUGAUGAAGGUCUCUGAGAGCUGUACUCAGCUUGCGCUUUCGAUCUUAUGGGCAGUUUGUAAGUUUUCACCAGAAGUAUGUGCUUCAAUGGCGGUUGAAGCUGGUUUGGCGGCCAAGCUUCUUCUUGUGAUUCAGAGUGAUUGUGACUCUGUCUUGAAGCAGAGAGCUGCUGAACUAUUAAAGUUGUGUAGUCUAAAUUACACCGCGACGCACUUCAUUUCCAAGUGUAAGCUCACAAGAACAAUACAAUGAAGAAGAAAAAGAAAUGGGAAUAAUUUGUUUAUAUACAUAUUCUCUUAUAUAAAUCCUUGAUUCAAAAAAUGAUUAAAAAAAAAGGAGCUGAAGGAGAGGGGCUGUUCGUGGACCAAACUCAAUUCAAUAUAAGACACUCGAUUGGAGGUUCUGAGUUUCCAAUCCUUCUGCACUUGUGUACAUUGAAAACAAGUAUUUUGAUUCUUUAAUUUUGUUUCAUUGUCAAAAUGCAUCAUAAUGUGGGUUUAGCCCUACGUUCUUUGUAA